UCGCGCGAAACUUGACGCCACGAAAAAUGUCAACCGCAGUCUCUGAAAACAAAACCAACAAAGAAAAUUCACCAGUUUACAACAAAACUGUGGUAAAAUCGUCAGCAAUGGAUGGUGGAGAGAGAAGAACAUUAAAGACCUUGCAGCUGUCAUCGUGUGGUACCUUGAUUGGUUCAGAGAAACAUCCUGGAAAAAAUAGGAUUAUAGCAAGUAAGAAGCCUUUGAAGAUAUUUCAAGACAAGAAAAGUCCAGGCCUUAGUAAAUUAACACGUGAAGUCGAAACUCAGACCAUAGUGAAUUGCAAAGAAACGGAAGCCCAGACAGAUGUGACUGGAGCUACAGGGGUUCAAACAGUUACUGAUUCACACAAUGACAGUGGAGCUGCUGACCUCGACCAAGAGGCGUAUGAUCUGAUGGCCAGAGAUCCAAUUCCGGAGAGUUACUGGCGUGAGUUGGCUGAGGAAAGACGGUUGUCACUCGCUGAAGCUUUGACAGAAAAUGAACAAUUACACCAGUCAAUGGAAGAAUUGAAGGAGGAGAAUCAGAAUCUUUCACUGCUUGCCAGUCAAGCUGAACAUCUUGCCUCUGUUCUAAAUGAUGUUUUAGGCGGUGAUGGUGACGAAACAACAGAUGAAAAGGAAACAACAGAAUCAGUUGAGGAAGUCUCAGAAGCUGACAAAGCCGAAGAGGGAAGUGAAUCUGAUGAGCACGAAGCAACAGGAGAAUCUGAGAAACAGGAAGAAGAUACAAGUUGACGGAUGUUGAUGUCUCAUGGAAGGUUUUGAUGCAACCAGGGAGAGUGCUUGAGUGGCCGAGUGGUGCUGUAUCUUUCAUGAUAAUUUAUGAAGACAAUUAUCUGUUAAUCAUAAAUAUGUCAACAAGGUCUUUGUAAAAAAAAAUCACCACUGACGGUUGCAUAGUUUUAAAAGCUUGUUUUAGUAUUUUAAUUUAUAACAGUAAAUGGGCACCUGAAUGAAUUUCUUCAAUGAAAAGUUAAAAUGUAAUAUGAAAGAUAUAAAAUGAUAUAGAGACCAAGCUUUUGAAGAUGUUACUGCUGGACUAUCUGAAUACAAUGACAAUAACUGCCUUAUUGGUAGUAUAUAAAUAAAGUUUUUGCAGGUUGAUGUGACUGUGUUUUCAUCAUGAUCUCAAUUUAAAAAUGUGAUAUCAUUUAGUUCUCCUUGUACUAUACUAUUUUUGUGAACUUUAGUUUCAUAAUGCAUGUUGUUUGAAUGUUUAGCUGUAUAUAUCUGAAGGACCAUAUUAGAACUUUCAUUGGGCAUUUUUAACCAUGACAAUUUGUACAAAACACUAUACUCAUAAAAAGAAAUCCUGGACGGAAGACAUUUCGAUUGUAAUAGCCCGAAAGAAUUUCAAGGACUUGUGUUAUCUAUUUGUGGAAGGACAACAUUGACAUUCAAGAAAUCGGAUUGCAGUGCAACAAAGUGACACUCGAGAAGUUGCUUGGUCAUGCUAAUCUGUUGUGUCACAUCAGAAAAUCUCUGUACAUGUUGACGGGUGUCAAGACAAACUUGAAAAAUAAAAACAGGACGGACUGUGUAUAAAAGCAAGUUUGCUUUGUGAAAAACUCCUCAUCAAAGAAUAAUUUUGUUUAAAGAAGAAUAAUCACGGUAUGUUAAAGUGGAAGUAUCACCCAUUUACUUCGUAUGUUUUAUCAGUUGCUUGUUUUAAAUUUCCAUCUUGGGACAGUGUAAUUUCUUAUGUUUCUGUGUAAUUUGUAUAAAAUGAAAUAAUGAUUUUCUCUUUCAUUAAAGGCCAGUAUUGCCCUUAAAUUUAUAUUAGUUUAAAAGAUUUAUCCUAGUUUAAUUGGAGUUCAGUGAAAGUCCUACCUUAGUGUAGAAGAAUUCGAAACGGGUACUGUCAUUAAAGUAAUCUACAAAAAAUUCAAAAUAUCUCCACUUUGUUUAAUGCUUUGAACAUGUACAUAAUGAACUCCUGGACUGUAUGUAUUCUUUAUUGUUGUUUGUCAGUUUUAUUAAAAAAUAUGCUCUUAUUGUAAAUAAACUUACAUGCCAUGUG
This is a messenger RNA of Mercenaria mercenaria, 2040 nucleotides long. RefSeq names its product geminin-like. The record is from RefSeq and is a predicted model, not a curated record. NCBI's taxonomy places the organism in Eukaryota, Metazoa, Mollusca, Bivalvia, Venerida, Veneridae. Gene Ontology annotation, cellular component: nucleus. Gene Ontology annotation, biological process: negative regulation of DNA replication; negative regulation of cell cycle. The transcript is spliced from 7 exons. Bases 27 to 755 code for a protein of 242 amino acids.